ACCUAACAGUCUCACCUAACGGUCAUAUCUAACGGUCUUUCAAUUUUCUAUAUAUUCAGACAUCCUCUCUUCUUUCUCUACAAUUCAUUAUUACUUUUGAAAUUUGCUUCCAGUCUCACCAUCCUUUCUAUCAUCUUUAUCUCUCUAAAGACCAAACAAUGACAAGCAAGAGAGGAGAGGGUUGGAAAGUGGAGGAAGAUGUGAACUUGUGCAAUUCUUGGGUUAUGAUAUCAGAAGAUGGAGCUGUGGGCGCUAAUCAAAGACUCUCAAAGCUUUGGGAUAGAGUGGCGACGCAAUUUCAAGUGAAUGAUCCCACUACAACUCGUACUAUCAAAAGCAUGAGUAAUCGAAUGAGCCUCAUCACCAAAUUCUGCAAAUGUUGGAAUUCAGCUAUCCAAAGGGCAGAGAGGAAUCAACCAAGUGGCACGAAUCAACAAGAUGUGGUAUGAAUUCUCUGUCACCAUCACUGUUAUUUUCUAACUCAUUUAUUAGUAUGAAUUCUACUUUCUAACUCCUUUUUCAUCUCAUUCAUUAAUACGUAUAGGAGUAUAUGGCAGACCAGCUUUAUAAAAGUGAGACAGGAGAAAAGGGUUGGAAUUUUAGUCAUUGUUGGCGGAUUUUGAAAAAAUGUCAAAAAUUUCAUGCCCUGUUAACAAUGUCGUCUUCACAUCAAAGCCGCAUAAGUCAAGGUUCUGAUGGUUCUCCCAUGUGUCGUGGUUAUCAAUCAACCCCACCGACAAACCUCAAUGACACAGAAGGAGACGAAGAAACUCCACCCUUCGUAGGAGAAACUCCACCCUUCGUCGAAGAAACUCCACCCUUCGUCAUAUCUCGUCCUGCUGGACUCGACAAACAAAAGGCGGCUAAGAAGAAAGGAAAGGGGGUUGCUGAGCCAUCAGAGAGCUACACUGCUCAAUUGUUGGACUAUGGAAGCGGCACUAUUUCGGAACAACGUUGAUCUUCUUGAAAGGGAUUUGUCGAAGUUGACACCAAGAAAGAGGCAGUAUUACAAAACUCAGCAAAACAUUGUUCUAGGGUAUGAUCAAGAUGAUCCCAACUCUGUUCCCAACUACUCAUCUAACGCAAAUCAGACCGGGGGAGGAGAUGAGAGUGGAGGAGAUGAGAGUGGAGGAGGAGGUUAUGGGAAUUACUAUUCUCUGCUAGGCGAUUAUUGACAUGUUAUGUGUUUCAUCUUUAUCAUUUCAAGUGUUGUGUGUUAUCUUUAACCUUUAUCAUUAUCAAGUGUUGUGUGUAACCAAUCAGUUGUAUCAUUUGAACUAUUAUGUGAACUCUUUCAACUUUAUCAUUUUCAAGUGUUGUGUGUAAACUCUAAUUAGGUCAAUCAUUUUUUGCAAAAAAAAAAUUUGGUCUCGGAAUUCGGGUUAAUUGUAUGGUUGGUCACUAAGAUUACAAAAAAUGUUCAUAUUUGGUCACUGGAAAUAUUUAAAUCCAAUUUUGGUCACUCAAAUUUGUUAAAUGGUUCAAGUUUGGUCACUCUCCGUCCAACUCCGUUAAAUUUGUAUGAUGUGGCAGUCAACCCUCAAAGUUUACCGUUAACUCAGUGACGUGGCAAUUAAAAAAUAAUAAAUAAAAUAAAUUUAAAUCCCCUGUCAUUUUUAACUCAUUUUCACAAGAAAGUAAAAUAAAUAAAACAAAAAAAUUAUUAUAGUUACAAAUUGAAAAAGAUGGCUUCCUCUUCCCCACCAUUCAUGGCCUCCAUCCAGUACUGAAAAUCCAAUCCCGUAGCUUCUCUUGUCCAAUCGGUCAAUCAAUCAAUCCCUCUCGAUCUCAGUCGAGAUCCGCCAUCUUCAUUCUCAUCCCUCUGUUACCGCUGGCUUUUAUCCCCACUCCUUGUGCGGUCUCAACUCUCAAUUCAGCCCCCUAGGGUUUUGCUUUCGUAUUCAUGUCUUUUCUUCAUUCUUGGAUUUUACUAGGGAAGCUUCUAGUUCUCUGCUAGCUUGGUAGAUCUGAAUUGAUUCUUUGUUCCCUCGUUUACUUUAUUCGUUACUGUUAUCGGGUUCGAAGUUGCUUUGCGCCAUAGCGUUUUGAGAUCUCUGCUCGUCUUUCGUAUUUGCGUCGGAGUAAACCGAAAUCCGGCAUGCUUAGGCUUCUUCGCUGGAAUUAGGGAGUUUCUCGGUGCUGAAAGUGGCAGGCUGAUUGUAUUGGACUUGUUGCAUAUAUAUAUAUGGCGGCAGGGAGAAAUGGAGGAUAGGGGUAGUGGUGGUAGGAUAAGGCAGAGGGAUGCUAAGGAUAGGGAGGCCAUGAAUGGUGAGGAUAAGCGCUCUCAGUCUACUGCGCGUCUUGGGGUCGGCUGCGCGUCUCUGCCUACUGCGCGUUGACGGAGUUGGAGGAAGGGGCGGGGUCGAGGGUGGAGGAGGUGCAGGUGAUUAUGGCCGGGGAGCGGCGGGGACGGCGACAGCGGGCGGAGCUAGGAUGGGAAUUGGAUGCUGGUUUGGUUGCGGGGAAGGCUUUUCAAUUUGUAAUUAUAAUAUUAUUUAUUUUAUUUAUUUUACUUUAUUGUGAAAAUGAGUUGAAAAUAGUAGAAAGUUAAAAUUUAUUUUAUUUAUUAUUUUUUAAUUGCCACGUCAUUGAGUUAACGGUCAACUUUGAGGGUAGACUGCCACAUCAGACAAAUUUAACGGAGAUGGACGGAGAGUGACCAAACUUGAACCAUUUAACUAAUUUGAGUGACCAAUAAUGAGUUUAAAUAUUU
This is a messenger RNA of Linum trigynum, 2713 nucleotides long. The record is from the annotation of a GenBank genome assembly. Lineage: Eukaryota; Viridiplantae; Streptophyta; Magnoliopsida; Malpighiales; Linaceae.